AUGCAAAAUUAGAUUGAUUAGGGUUUACUAUAAGAACAUGAUUAAAAUAAUGGUAUUUAUAUUUGAAUAUAUCAAAAGUCGAUAAUAUCGCUGAUGAAUAAAUAGAUAAACACAAAUAACCAACAUAAAUAUUUGAAAUGGGAAAAUCAUAAUUUAAACAACGCCAUAAAUUCUUAGCUAUUUACACAGCUAUUAAAUUUAUUGCUGCAAUUACUUUAGUAUAUAGAAAAUAAAAAUAAUAGAUAAUUUUAAGAGAAACAUAAUAUGAAUAUGAGAUACUACAAAAGGAUUAUAAAGAUAUUUUUGAUGCUGCAUAUUUAGAAAUUUGGAUGUAUAUUUCAUGUAUAAUUUAAAAAAUAAAAUAGGUACACAUAGUCUAUUUGCUUUCAUCUAUUAUAUGUAAUUAUUAAUAAAGAUUGAUAAUGAUAUUAAGUGCAAUCAAAUUGUUGAAGAUAUUGGACAAAUGAUUAUAAUUGAAAUACCUUCAGCUUAUACCAAUCAAUAAAGAUAGGCUUUUAUAAUUCAAUAAGUUGAUAUACAAAAUUAAGAAAUGAUAUAAAGAUUAGAGAUAGAUGGGCAAAUAGAAGAGUCAAGAAGAAUCAGUCUUAUUGCAACAGAAAUCAAAGUUUAAAAUUCUAUAAUAUAUUAGAAAAACCUUUUGCAAAAUGAAAAAUCCUUAAAUUUUUUAGGAAAAGGAUGCUUUAUCUUAUUUCAAUUUAUUUAGUUAUGGGGUUUGAUAUUCUAUUUCCAUAGCAAAACAAAUGAAGACGUUAAUAAGGAAGCUAAAUUCUAUAUCUUAUAUAAAGGAUAUUUGCUUUCUGUAAAUUUAUUGAUUAAUAAUAGGUUGUAUUUAUGGGAAUCUAUUAAUAUCUAGAGAUCUACAUCAUAACUCUUUUAGUUUUAAUUUUUCUGCCAAUUCUUCUUUUUUAUAGUUUAUAUGAUUGGAUUAAGAAUUAUUUUUAAAAAAGGAGAGAAAGAAGAAGAAUCGAUGUUUCAUUAAAAGAAAGUAUGUAUAGUUUACAAGAAACAGCUGAAUGUAUUUUUUGUUUCUAUAAAAAAAUAGAAGAAUGUGCAAUUUGCAUGGAAGAAUAUACAUAAAAAGAUAAAAUUGCAGUACUUCCAUGCUCAAAUAAACAUCGAUUUCAUUCAACAUGUGUUAGAGCAUGGUUAUAAGUUAAUAGCAAAUGCCCUUUAUGCAGAACUGAUGUAUUAGCUCAGCCAGAUGAAAUUUUAUGAUUUAUUUUUUAAUCACAUUAUUAGC
Molecule: messenger RNA, 1261 nt
Organism: Paramecium sonneborni
Lineage: Eukaryota; Ciliophora; Oligohymenophorea; Peniculida; Parameciidae
Source: the annotation of a GenBank genome assembly